AUCGGGUUUUAGUUAUGAAUUAUGAUCGUUGACUACGAUGUUCCGAUGCAUCAGCGCAUUCGAUGCGCUGAAUUUCAGAACUCUAUAGCUUGAAAAUACGAAAUUUAAAUCUAAUAUAAAUUUUAGAACAUGUUUUAUCAUUUCGAUGGCAGUGCGUAUCCACAGCGUUGUGUUACCGAAGGCGCAAUUACUCUAUGCUAUAGAUUAGAUACCAUCACAGCAGCUGAUGUCUAUAUUAUAAUAUAGAUUAUUAUAGAGAUCUGUGGAUACCAUUAACUAAAAUACAAGUUGUAUAUAGAUCUUAUAUAUAUCUAUCUAUAUAUUAUUUAGUCCGUGCUAGAUAUUAUCUUUUUUUUAAUCGUGAAUAUGUUAUCAGUUAUCACAAUGAACACUUAUCACUGACCACUAACCGCAUUGCUAUACUCUCUGACCGGCCGAUUGUGACGUGUUUACCAUGGAAUAGAUUAAAUGAUAAUGAUUUGGUUUUGGCCCAAAAAUUCAAUUGCCGGAACGUCUCUCGUGAGUCGUGAAAGGUUAUUGUGUUCUAAGGUCAAGGUUUUUCUUCUUAUGACCUCAUGAUUGACUAAUUUUCGUACGUGGUAAAAGUAGUAUGGAAAGUAUUAACGACGAUAAAAUACAGAAGACACUCGUGACACCGGGUAUUGGUGGUCAGCCUACUUUCUCCAACGGAACAAAAGUAUCGUUUCAUUUUGUGACGCGAGUUGUUAGCACUAAUAGUGUGGUAGACGAUAGUUACAAAUGGCCCAAGCACAUGGAAAUCGUUUUGGGAAAAAAAUUCAAACUGGAAGUCUGGGAAAUUAUUUUGAAGUCAAUGCGUGAAGGAGAAAUUUCGAAAUUUAUUGUUCACAAAAGUUUGGUAGCGUCUUAUCCGUUCAUUUCCAAGACGUUGCGGGACGCUGGUCGCACGUCAAUCCCGAGCACGAGUCACUGUUGCACAGCUCAACUUCAAAAAAACGGCACUGGUUACGACGACCUCAACGAUUUACUGGCGGAUCCGGCGGAUUUGGAAUUCACUAUAGAUUUGCUGAAGAUCGAGGUUCCGGGUUCAUUCGAAAAGGAGACUUGGCUAUUGGACGAAAAUGAAAAACGAAAUACGAUUCCUGAACUCAAAGAAGCCGGUAACGAGUUAUACCACAAAGGUAAAUACAAAGAAGCUGAAGAAAAAUACAUGUUGGCUCUCGGAUUCUUGGAACAAAUCAUGAUGAAACUCAAACCUCGUGAAAAGGAAUGGGACGAAUUGAACAAAAUAAAAACUCCACUGUUACUGAAUUUGGCUCAAUGCAAGCUUAUUUCCAAGGAUUAUUACCAGGUCAUAGAACACUGUACAUCAAUUUUGGACGACGACCCGGAUAACGUCAAAGCAUUAUUCAGACGUGGAAAAGCAAAUAUAUCAGUGUGGAAAAUGAAUGAAGCCAGAGAAGAUUUAAAACAUCUUUCCACUUUGGAUCCUAGUAUGCAGGUUUCGGUCAACCGAUUGCUCUGUCAAAUUAACGAAGCAUUGAAGAUAAAAGACGACGAAGAUAGACAAAAAUUAAGGGGAAAACUAUUCUGAAAAUUGAUUUUUUUUAACAUUAAAUUAUUAUAUUAAUGUUAUAAAUAUAUAUAUUAUUUUGGACUGCAUUUUACUAGACACGUGACACUUUGAUUAUUAUCCGUGUUAUAGGUAAUAAUAAACGCAUAAUACUAAGGAUAAACCCUACAUUUUUCCAACUGUAACUAUUGUAGGUUUAUAGUUUUAUAGAGGUUGUAUAUAUUAUUAUUAUACAUCGACCUUUUAAAAUUAUUUAAAAUACCUGUAACUUCAAUGUUUCUUUUUAUAAUUAACAAAUAUUAAAAACAAAACAAUCAAUACAUUGUUUAAAAUGUUUGACAUUUGUUGUCUCAAUGUCUCAUAGAUUAGUUGUAGCAAAACUUCUCUUUCAAUUUUCGUAUUUUUUAGCCAAACUGUUAAAAUGUAAAAAUUGUUAAUUUAGUGGUGCCGUAAUAGGGUUUUUAUAUUUUAUUUUUCAAAUAUACUUGUAACCAAAUAAAGUUCAUAAUAGUGUCUUUACCUCGUAACAGAAAUCCCCUAUGUAGAGCAACUGCAUUUACAUUUACUAAAUGGUUUAAUAGGUCAUGAAUUACUCAUGAUGCUUACCUACUUUGAGAAGUUUGGCUUCAAAAUGAGAAAUGUGAAAAACAGUUUUUCUGUAGUUUCUUAUUUCUAUGACACGUCGUAAAAACUAGGUACAGCAAGGGAGAUAUAAUAUCUUGAGGGAUAUAACUGAAGUUUUCUUGCACAAUCUUAUAUUAUAUCCAUGUAGGAAAUAUAAACAUUAAAUUUAGUAAUGAAUAGGUUAAUUUAUAUUUUCUUAUAGAUUGUAUUUUCUUAUACUACAUUAUAUAAAUUUAAUAUUUUAUUAUAUAACAUUAAUUUUAAAAUAAAACACUAAAAUAUGUAUGUUUUAAGUUUGAAAUACCCGGAAGAGCCGGCCAUGUAGACGCGAGUGGGCCCAAAAUAUGAUCUUGCAGACUGAAUAGUGGUGUAUCGUAGGUACAUUUUUAUUUACAUUUCGUCUGAUAUAGGGUUUCGUAGCUUUCAUAAGAGUAAUGUAUUUGAUAUUAACUCUAACCAUGAAACGGUGAAACACUACUUAAAAAUUUGUCAAUUCCGAUUGUUAACAAUAUAAUAUAGUUUAAUUAUUUCUACACAGUUUAUAUUUAUGAUUUUGACAUAAACAGAAAAGUGA
This is a messenger RNA of Metopolophium dirhodum (rose-grain aphid), 2750 nucleotides long. RefSeq names its product AH receptor-interacting protein. Bases 611 to 1573 code for a protein of 320 amino acids. Lineage: Eukaryota; Metazoa; Arthropoda; Insecta; Hemiptera; Aphididae. Gene Ontology annotation, molecular function: protein binding; peptidyl-prolyl cis-trans isomerase activity. The record is from RefSeq and is a predicted model, not a curated record. The transcript has 6 exons.